AAGUGGUAUAUUUCAGUAUAUUUCUGAGAAUCGCGAACCCGGCGUAUUUUGCAUUUUAACUUGCCAAAAAUGUCUUCGCCUGCACCAAAGUCUCCGGAAUUAUCCGAUAAAAGCAAGAAAUAUGAUAGACAAAUCAGGCUUUGGGGCGAGCAUGGACAGACGCUGCUGGAGGCGGCUACCAUUUGCUUAGUGAAUGUCACCGCUGUCGGCUGUGAGACAGCCAAGGGGCUUGUGCUGCCUGGGAUCGGCGGAUUUACGGUGGCAGAUGGCAGCACCGUCAAGGAGGAGGAUCUGGGCAACAAUUUCUUUCUGGACGCCAGCUACAUUGGCAAAUCGAAAGCGUUGGCAUGCAAGCAGCUCCUGCAGGAGCUUAAUCCCGAUGUCAACGGCGACUAUGUAGAUGAAAGUGUGGACUACCUUCUGGAAAAUCGGCCGAAUUUCUUUGACAGCUUUGACCUGGUCAUAGCUUCGAACCUGAACGAGAAAACCUUGCUGUUGCUUUCGAAACGCCUCUGGGAUUCGAAUGUGCCGCUGCUGUAUUGCCGUUCGCUGGGCAUGAUGGGCACCAUACGCCUUCAGAUACGUGAACAUUGUAUUGUGGAGGCCCAUCCGGACAAUCCUCAGUUCGACUUGCGUCUGGACCAUCCGUUCGAGGCACUGCGCGGCCAUCUCGAGAACACAGAAGUAACCAGCAAAGUGCCCUGGCUACUAGUGCUGCACAAAUACCUCAGACUCUGGCAGAAGGAGCAGACGGAUGGUCACAAGACUCCCAAAAACUACAAGGAGAAGAACCAACUGCGCGAAGCAAUCAGAAAAGAGAUGAACGCAGACGAGGAGAACUACGAGGAGGCCAUCAAGGCAGUUAAUACAGCGUUCGGUGCAGCCACAGUGCCGGCAUCUCUCAAAGCCAUAUUCGAGGACGAAGCGUGCGAGCUACUGACCAAGAAGAGCAACGUUUUCUGGAUCAUGGCCAAGGCGUUGAAGAGCUUUUUAACACACGAUAAUAACGGAUAUCUGCCUUUGCCUGGUGUCCUGCCCGACAUGACGGCCAACACGGACUCGUACAUUGCCCUGCAAAACAUCUAUCGCCAGCAGGCGCUACAGGAUGCUGAUCAGGUGUACCACAAGUGCCAGGACUACCUCAAGCAGCUGUCUCUGCCCCCAGACACCAUUGACGAGCGAAGCGUGAGAUCGUUUUGCCGUGAGGCGGCCGGUCUGACGGUAAUGCGUGGGACACGCAUUGCAGAAGAUUACGAGAGAAACAGUCGCCUUUUGCCAUUGGUGGAGGAAAAUGAGGUCCAGGACAAUCUUACCGCCUAUAACUUUGCCCUGCGCGCCUAUGAGCGUUUUCUCAGCGAAUGCGGACAUAUUCCCGGCGAGUGCACUGCCGAACAGGACAUUGGACGCCUAAAGACAAUUGCUAGCAAAAUGCUAAGCGACUUGGGCACCCAUGCGACUAUCAGCGAUGAUGUUCUACACGAGAUUUGCCGCUACGGCGGCGCGGAGCUGCAUGCCGUCUCCGCAUUUAUUGGUGGCUGUGCUGCCCAGGAAGUCAUCAAGAUUGUUACCAAACAAUAUAAGCCCAUUGAUAAUACCUUUAUCUACAAUGCUGUAAGCACUGAAAGUGUCACGUUGAAGUUGUAAACGAAUGGUUUUUCAUACAAUUGUUGGCUCAGAACUUUA
Drosophila pseudoobscura is the source of this 1683-nucleotide messenger RNA. RefSeq names its product Nedd8-activating enzyme E1 regulatory subunit APP-BP1 (gene APP-BP1). Lineage: Eukaryota; Metazoa; Arthropoda; Insecta; Diptera; Drosophilidae. Gene Ontology annotation, cellular component: cytoplasm. Gene Ontology annotation, molecular function: NEDD8 activating enzyme activity. Gene Ontology annotation, biological process: protein neddylation. The transcript is spliced from 6 exons. The record is from RefSeq and is a predicted model, not a curated record. The coding region runs from base 70 to 1644 and encodes 524 amino acids.